CGGGCUCGGGUGGGGCCCGGAGGCGGCGAGUGACAGCAGCCACAGCGGGCCGCGGGAGCAGGGCUGGUGGCAGCCAUGUCGGACAGCGGGGCGAGCCGCCUGCGGAGGCAGCUGGAGUCGGGGGGCUUCGAGGCUCGGCUGUACGUGAAGCAACUGUCGCAGCAGUCGGACGGCGAUCGCGACCUGCAGGAGCACCGGCAGCGGGUGCAGGCGCUGGCGGAGGAGACGGCGCAGAACCUGAAGCGCAACGUCUACCAGAACUACCGGCAGUUCAUCGAGACGGCGCGCGAGAUCUCCUACCUGGAGAGCGAGAUGUACCAGCUGAGCCACCUGCUGACUGAGCAGAAGAGCAGUCUGGAGAGCAUCCCGCUGGCACUGCUGCCCGCCGCCGCCGCUGGCGCCUCCGCGGGUGAGGACACGGCGGGCGCGGGGACGCGGGAGCGCGGGGCGGCCCAGGCGGGCUUCCUGCCCGGGUCGGCGGGCGUCCCUCGCGAGGGUCCCGGGACUGGCGAGGAGGGCAAGCAGCGAACUCUCACCACGCUGCUGGAGAAGGUGGAGGGCUGCAGGGACCUGUUGGAGACGCCAGGUCAGUACCUGGUGUACAACGGGGACCUGGUGGAAUACGAGGCGGACCACAUGGCCCAGCUGCAGCGCGUGCACGGCUUCCUCAUGAACGACUGUCUGCUGGUGGCCACCUGGCUGCCCCAACGCCGGGGCAUGUACCGCUACAACGCGCUCUACCCGCUGGACCGCCUGGCGGUGGUCAACGUCAAAGACAACCCUCCCAUGAAAGACAUGUUCAAGCUGCUCAUGUUCCCCGAGAGCCGAAUCUUCCAGGCGGAAAAUGCCAAGAUUAAACGCGAGUGGCUGGAAGUGCUGGAGGAAACCAAGAGGGCGCUCAGCGACAAGAGGAGGCGGGAGCAGGAGGAGGCAGCAGCCCCGCGUGCGCCACCACCGGUCACUUCCAAGGGCAGCAACCCGUUUGAGGAGGAGGAUGACGAAGAACUGGCCACCCCCGAGGCAGAGGAGGAAAAGGUUGACCUGUCCAUGGAGUGGAUCCAGGAGUUGCCCGAAGACCUGGAUGUUUGUAUUGCACAGAGGGACUUUGAGGGUGCCGUGGACUUGCUGGACAAGUUAAAUCACUACCUAGAAGAUAAGCCCAGCCCACCUCCCGUGAAAGAGCUGAGGGCCAAAGUGGAUGAACGAGUGCGACAGCUCACCGAGGUGCUUGUGUUUGAGCUCUCCCCGGAUCGCUCUCUGAGAGGCGGCCCAAAGGCUACUCGAAGGGCGGUGUCCCAGCUGAUCCGGCUGGGCCAGUGCACGAAGGCUUGCGAGCUGUUUCUGAGGAACAGGGCAGCAGCCGUGCACACUGCCAUCCGCCAGCUUCGGAUCGAGGGUGCCACGCUGCUCUACAUUCACAAGCUGUGCCACGUCUUCUUUACCAGCCUCCUAGAGACUGCAAGGGAGUUUGAGACAGACUUCGCAGGCACGGACAGUGGCUGCUACUCUGCCUUUGUGGUCUGGGCAAGGUCUGCAAUGGGCAUGUUCGUGGAUGCUUUCAGCAAGCAGGUCUUUGACAGCAAGGAGAGCCUGUCCACGGCUGCUGAGUGUGUGAAGGUAGCCAAGGAGCACUGCCAGCAGCUGGGAGAGAUCGGGCUGGAUCUCACCUUCAUCAUCCAUGCCCUUCUGGUGAAGGACAUCCAGGGGGCCUUGCACAGUUACAAGGAGAUUAUCAUUGAAGCCACCAAGCACCGAAACUCAGAGGAGAUGUGGCGUCGGAUGAACCUGAUGACUCCUGAGGCCCUGGGCAAGCUCAAGGAGGAGAUGAGAAGUUGUGGGGUCAGUAACUUUGAGCAGUACACGGGAGAUGACUGCUGGGUGAACCUGAGCUACACAGUGGUAGCCUUCACCAAGCAGACCAUGGGCUUCCUGGAGGAGGCCUUGAAACUGUACUUCCCAGAGCUGCACAUGGUGCUCCUGGAGAGUCUGGUGGAAGUCAUACUGGUUGCUGUGCAGCAUGUGGACUACAGCCUGCGGUGCGAGCAGGACCCCGAGAAGAAGGCUUUCAUCAGACAGAAUGCAUCCUUUCUCUAUGAAACCGUCCUCCCAGUGGUGGAGAGGAGGUUUGAGGAAGGUGUGGGGAAGCCUGCCAAGCAGCUGCAGGACCUUCGGAAUGCGUCUAGACUACUGCGGGUGAAUCCCGAGAGCACCACUUCUGUGGUCUGAGGCUCUGGUUCACUGUGCGUGUGUGUGCGUGUGUGCGUGUGUGUGAAUGUGUACAUGUACUAGAGAUGCAUUCUUUGUAUUUACAUUACAUAAUGUCAACACAUUCCUCAGAGACACAAACAGCAUAUAAAAGUGUCCUCUUAAAAAUGCAGUCAAAAGAAGAACGAUAAUAUCUUAAGCGCCACCCCUCCCCUCAGUAUUGGGAUUGUUAGAACAUACACCAUGGUUUUUUUUAAAAAACUCUUUUAAGGAGUGUAUGGUCAUACCAGAGCAUUUCAGGUUCCUCUUUAACUUGAAACACGUCUGACAGUAGCACAUCCAGGAGCACUACACUUCUAUGCUGCCUAGAAAAAUAUGUAAGUCCACAGGGUUUAAGUAUGUUGUGAAGCAUUCCAGUUCAACAAAAUGGCUUCUUAAUGGUCAGUGCUGUGUAACACACCUGUGUCAUGUACUCCUGAAUCAAAUCAACUUGGAAAGAAAUGAGUUGGGAAAAUUGGUUUGGGAUAGAUUUGAAUAAAUGGGCCCCAGAUUCUUCAGUAUUUGCAGCGUGUGGAAGGAAGUCUUCAUAAAACUUUGCAGGCAUCCAAUAGUCACUGAAAGGAAGCAUGUUCCAAGGCUAAUUAGAUGCAUCUUUUUUCGGGGGUGGGGUGGGGAAAUCACAAGGACUACGUUGAAAUUUUAACAUAUUCCAGAACUGAAUGGAUUUGCUGCUUCAACACAUUUUGCCAUGUUCAGUGAGUCUUGCUGAAAAGUCACACCAAGGAUCCUAGCAGUAGGCGGGUCAGUGACCCCAGGCCCUGCAGACACUUCACCACCAGCCUGGGUUUGAAGACUUCUGGCAAAUGCAGAACUCCCUAUUUGAGUAAUUAGAGUUCAGGAUGUCUGUAGAUUAGGAGUUAAAAAAAAGAAUGCAGUGUCACUCCUUAAGAAUGCCAGAGAUUUGUUUUUGGUUGUCUUCUUGAUAGGUUUCAGCCCAGACUGGUUUUGAGCUGGCUUUGUAGUCAAGGAUGACCUUGAAUUUCUAAUCCUCCUGACUCCACUUCCCAAGGGCUGGGAUUACAGGUAUGUGCCACAAUCCAUUUAUACUGCGUUGGAGAACAAACCCUGACUUUGCUCAUACUAGGCAAACACCCUACCCACUGCUCCCCCUGCUGCCUGACAGGUUUUUGUAACUUAGUAACUGAGUGGAGACACACCUCAAGCACAGGGAAGGGACCUGCUGCGACUCCUCAAAUGCUGUGCUGCAUUUUAAAAAAUGAGUCUAGCAUGCUGGUGCACACUUUUAAUCAGAGCACUGGGAGGCAGGGGCAAGUGGAUCUCAGAGUUCAAGGCCAGCCUGAUCAACAAAGUGAAUUCCAGGACAGCCAGGGCUCUGUAGAGAGACCCUGCCUUAGUAAAAACAACUUUUAAGAGAAUUCCAGAUUGUAAUACUUAUUUCAGGUUGUCCAGUAAAGAGAAAGGCGGGUAGGUGGGAACCCCUAAGAUUUCUAAAAUGAGCUCUGCUUUAUCUUAAUGUUCUGUUAGAAUGCGUUUGCUGAGACCCAUUUUCGCACUAGCUUGUAACUGUGGUUUUUCUCCAUGACACAUGUUUUUAUGUCCAUUGGUUCUAAAGAUUAUCUCUUGUCUGAAUAAAAAAGGUAGUAGUAAGCCAUAAAAUGAUGUAAAACCCUAAAUGGUUUCUGCAGUGAUUCACAGUUAACCUCCUCGGCUUCACUGACUCAAGUCAGGCCAGCAGUCUCUCUCUCUUUUUUUUUUUUAGCUCUCCAUACAUAGAAAGAUCGCUGAGAUCGCCAUUACAGACUUUCACUUUUUCCAUGUUAGGGUGUGUUGUUUUAAAUGACAGGGUCUAUGAAGACCAAGCUGGCCUUGAACUCACAGAGAUCUUGCCUCUGCCUCCUGAGUACUGGGAUUAAAGUUGUGCUCCACUAUGCCUUGCUAAGUUAGAAUUUUCUACAUGACCAUAUCUGGAUGUCCUAGCCAAACAAAUAUACUGAUUUCUCUUAAGAUCACUGGAAACUUGAAUUUCAUAGAAUUGUGUGGUUGUGAUGAUUAUUUGGUGCCACUUGGAGUUUAAUAAAUGAAACAUGCUGUGUGGAGAUGGCAUAGCUGUAAGAAUGCUGACGUGUUUCCCCCUAUAAUAAAUGGCUGUAACUUUAUGGAAA
Messenger RNA from Grammomys surdaster, 4388 nucleotides. It is a transcript of the gene Exoc8, whose product is annotated as exocyst complex component 8. Gene Ontology annotation, biological process: Golgi to plasma membrane transport; exocytosis; intracellular protein localization. Lineage: Eukaryota; Metazoa; Chordata; Mammalia; Rodentia; Muridae. The record is from RefSeq and is a predicted model, not a curated record. The transcript has a single exon. Bases 76 to 2226 code for a protein of 716 amino acids. Gene Ontology annotation, cellular component: exocyst.